Paramisgurnus dabryanus is the source of this 4818-nucleotide messenger RNA. RefSeq names its product S-adenosylmethionine sensor upstream of mTORC1 (gene samtor). Lineage: Eukaryota; Metazoa; Chordata; Actinopteri; Cypriniformes; Cobitidae. Gene Ontology annotation, biological process: negative regulation of TORC1 signaling. The record is from RefSeq and is a predicted model, not a curated record.
UUUAGACAAUAGUCACUCACUAUGCUAAUGUGUAUAUAUAUAUUUUCUAUGCUAAUGUAUAGUGGUUGACACCUGUCAUGGUUCAGUGGUAUCACUUCCUGCUGACAUUUUGUGUGACCCCUGACUAUUAACAGACAUGGGGGUGGUAAAUUACAAUGUUCCCAUUUUCCCAUGUGACAGCUGGAUGUUAUAAUGUCACAAAAUAACACAAUGUUCAUACUACAUAUUAGAUUAACGCCGUUUUCAUUGAUUAUGUAGCUUACUCUUUUUUUUACAGUGAUUAAGAGAAAUGACAUAAUAUCCUCAUAGGCUAGUCUUGGUAAAUGCCAUAAAGUUAAAUGAAUUUAACCAAACUUGAACUGUAUAAACCUAACCACAUGGCCUGUGAGAGAUUACUUUUCAAACUGUCCAUAAUUAUUUUAUGACAAACAAAUGCAGCCAAGUAUGCAGCAUAAUGUUGAAUGGUUUGUAUCACUUACAGUUAGCAGGGAUGUGUGACGCAACAAAUGUUCCGUGUCAGAGAUCGCGUGAAACUAACAUGCCUACGUGCUCCUACACAUGAACAAGUGUUAAAAAUACAACCUUUUUGGAUACUAUUCUAGAUCUCCACGCUUUAAUCAAAUAUCUAAUUAUUAUUAUUUAAAGAAAAAGGAGAAAAAAUAAUUUUCAAAUAAAAAAGGACAAUUAAACAAAAUGAAACGAAACAGAAAAAUCAUCACAAAUGACAAUAAUAAAAAAAAUACAAACUAUCUAAGAUAAGUGUGUAUAUAUUAAUUUGAGGACCGCCUUUUUAUUUUAUUUGUCAGCUUUAGGGGAACAUCUUCAUGCAAACGAAUGCAUUUUGAUCAAUAUGUAGAAAAUAUUUUUUGCUUGCAUAGAUUUAUCUCUUGGUUUGAUAAUUUCAAGUUUAUUUAAAACAACCUUGGUUGACCAAAGUGCUGUACAAAAUCACCUAUGUCCAUCAACAAUAGUUCAAAAUAUCCACCGAAUGUGGCUGUAUUUCAUGAAAAACCACUAGAUGGCACUAUGUUUGUAUUUAUAAGAAUGAUGAGAAUAACCAUAUGUGAAACCCAAAAGUGAAAAACAUACGUUUUGAAAUUGUACGGUAAAUAAUUUUAUAUAAUUAAUUGAACAAACACAUACGAUUUUUGUGUACAUGUUUUUUCUGUUAUCAUUUAACUUUUCUUGUAUUCCAGGUAAGGACACGGCUAGUUCACACAAAGCUAAGGAGGCGUAAAAAAAGCUAAGGAGGCGUUUCAUGUUUUACGUUCACCCAUUGGCCGCUUCACUUCCUGCACGCGCGCUGGAGAGGCGCAAUCAGGUCGCUUGUUGUUGCCGUGUGCGCGUGCGUGCUGACGGAGCCGGUGCGCCGGUAACCUCAGUGCUGUACCAUGGAGCUGCAGGGCAGCCCUGAGACGGAUCCCGAUGAUCUCUCCAGAUACCACCCCUGUUCCGUCCCACAGGAGCUGCAGGCCAGAAAGAAAGAGCAAGAGAAGCUGUCAGGGGUGGUAAAAAGCGUCCACCGGAAACUCCGCAAGAAAUACAUUGAAGUGGGAGAUUUCGAGAAAAUAUGGCGUGAGCACUGUGAAGAUGAACAGACCCUCAGCGAGUACGCCACAGCCAUGAAGAACCUGGCCGACAACCACUGGGCGAGCAAAUGUGAGGGAGAGGGACGCAUCGAGUGGUGUCGAAGUGUUUGUCAGGAGUACUUCCAGGAUGGAGGAAUGCGGCGAGCUUUGGAGAAGGAUGAUAAAAGCGCCAGGCAUGCGGCAGCUGGAAAUAACACAUCUGUGAACAAUCUACCGCAAUUAUCUAAUCCAAGCUCAUCGUUCCAGAUUGGAAGGAUACGGCUGUUGGAUGUGGGCAGCUGUUUCAACCCUUUCCUGAAGUUUGACGAGUUUCUUACCGUCGGUAUCGACAUUGUACCAGCAGUAGAGAGCGUCUUCAAAUGCGACUUUCUCAACCUGCAGCUGCAGCAGCCUUUGCAGCUGGCCAGCGACGCACUGGAUACCUUUCUGCAGCAGUUGCGCGGCCCCAUCGAAGCUCUGCCCGCCCAGCUUUUUCAUGUGGUGGUCUUCUCCCUGCUUUUGUCCUACUUCCCUUCACCCUAUCAGCGCUGGCUCUGCUGCAAGAAAGCACAUGAACUUUUGGCCCUGAACGGCCUCCUGCUCAUUAUCACCCCCGACUCCUCCCACCAGGGCCGGCAUGCGCUCAUGAUGCGCAGCUGGCGAGUCGCAGUCGAGUCGCUGGGCUUCAAGCGCUACAAGUACAUCAAAUUCUCCCACAUGCAUCUCAUCGCUUUCCGCAAGGUCUCGUCCACCACCAGCAGUGACCUGGUCAGUCGCAACUACCCAGAGAUGCUUUACAUCCCUCAGGACUUUCAUACUUUAGAGGAGGAGGGAUUUACUGAUUCGUACGAGUCUCCACGCUCCGAAUUCGAAGACGACCAGUUAGCAUGGAGCUUUGCGGAAUUACCAGACACGCCGUACGAUUCGGAUUCGGGUGAAAGCCAAAGCAGCUCGGCGCCAUUUCAUGAGCUGGAAGACUCCAUUUUGUUGCACAGCUGAACUUGUUUACUACCCCUAGUAACAUUAAAUACCCUACUGUCCUGUCGCUGCCAAAUUGUACCGCUGCAAUUGUGUACUUCACCCCUUUCAAAGCAGCAAAUAAGUUUGCACAGAGUGAAUGAGGACAUGGUGAUUUUUAAGAUAUCGUUCUAAACACAAACGCACUAUUCGACAUUUCAAAAGGUUUCGCAAUAGAGGCAAUGCGGUUUUCGAACAGAAACAGCCGUGCGAUCUCAGGUUGAAGAAGAUUUUGCUCAUUCAAUUCACCUGUUUUCUCAUAUAUCACAACCUUCAGCUAGAUAAGAAUUGAGGAGUUACGAACAACCCCUUAGGUUGCAUUGAGGCUUACUAAGAGCUGCUGUCUUAGUUCUUCGAUUGCAAAUUUCUACUGGACAGUUUGGAUAAAGACUUCAUCCAAACAUUUUCCAGAAAUCGCCUUUAUCGAUGAUAUUUGUAGCAUUUUAAGUGUCUGCAGAACUUAAGUACGUUGUGUUUGGUUUGGUAAUGUGACAGUGUAACUGUGAAUGUGGAUUUCUAGCUUGGUUCGAACAUGGUACUGUACGACUCGCGCAAAGUAGUCAUAGUUUUCGAGAACAAACAAUCUUACAGGUGAUCAGAUCGCAUGCUUUCAAUUUCUUUGUGUUGUUUCAAAUUUUGUGAUCAAAAGGCUUGAAAGUAGCUUUGAGUGGCGAUCUGCCUAUGUUUUCAUUUUACCCCUGUUAUAACCAAUAAUAGUAGACUCCUAUCAGAUUGCUUGUCAGUAGUAUGUAUUAUAGAGCAGGUUAGAUUUCUCUGCAUUUUACCAAAAUGUGACUCUAUUGAGUAGAAGGAUUGUUUACUCUUGACCGUUUACUCUUAAAACCUUUGGUUGAUCUAAGUCUUACUUUCUGUGUAUUUUACGGUGUAACUGGUGUGUAUCCUAUUGAUUUCUUCAAUUCAUUAUUUUAGCUUUCCAUUUCAAAGUAAAGCAUUUCAAGGUACUGUGGUUAAAAGUACUACACCAAAUGUUUCAAUAGCAGUUUUACGGAUGUACAAUCAUAACUCAUGUAUGGAGCUGCAGAACUUAAAGGGACCGUUCACCCAAAAAAGAAAAUUCUGUCAUCUAGUUGUUUUAAACUUGUAUACAUUUCUUUGUUCUGCUCAAUACAAAUAUUUUGUAGCCAAGCAGAUCUGGGGCACCACUGACUUCCAUAUUAUAUUUUUUCUAUUCAAUGGAAGUCAAUGGUGCCCCAGAUCUAUUCAGUUACAAACCUUUUAAAAGAUAUCUUCAUUUGUGUUCACAAAAAUGCAUAUAGGUUUGGAACAACUUAAGGAUGGGUAUUUUCAUUUUACAAACUAUCCCUUUAAGGCUUUUUAUUUCACUCCAGGUUCUUAUAAACACUAUAUUAAGUGUCCAAGCACAUAUUUGCACGUGUUCGAUAACACCCUCUAUAGGGUUGGCAAGAUAUUGAUACUUAACAUCAGCAAAAGCACUUCAACAUUAGCAAUAUAUUAAUAGUUACAAAUGGUCAAUAAAAUCCUCAAUUACCAUAACCUGACAGUUUUAUUUCUUAACUAAUAUAAGGCACUGUUUUAUUAACGUGGAUGCUGAACUGUAAAUCUAAAUGAGAAGAGAUUGUGAUGGUUUCUUAACUCAUGAAAACUCAUGCAAGAUGUUUUUUGCAUUAGGGUUGUGUUGAAGAAACUAUGUUUGACUUCGGUGUUAAGCACUUUAAAGGUGUUUUAGGGGUGCCAAAAAUGUGGAUGGAUUUGAUAGAACAGCAGAAGAGAUUUUUUUCAGGAUGUCUCAAGGUGCCAUUAAACCCAAAUUGUAUUUUUGCAUUUGUGAUGGUAAAGACUGAUUUCAAGAACCGGCUACUGAUUGUCAUUUGAAAAUACGUUAAAUAAAACUUCCCAAAAUACACAGUUAAAUACCUUUAGCAAAUAAACCAGCUCUCAUCUCAAUACUAGAUACUGCCCUGUAAUAUUAGCAAUAGUAUUUAAAAGCUGUCUUUAGUCUGUAUUCAAUUUAUAAAAAUAGUUUUAAAUCCACAAAAAAAAAAGAAAGAAAAAAGCUUUGUAUUGUACUGUUUACUUGUGGUGGUGUGUUCAAACAUUUACAUAUCAAACGCCUUUGUCUUCCUUGGGUUUUAAUCCACCGUUUGCAUGGUUGAUUUUCUCUAUCAGUGUUAUGAUGUUGAAUCCCACAGAACUGGACUGUUUGUGAGAAUGAUUGACAUUCAUUUUUACAAAUAAAGGUCUGCUGCCUUUC